Molecule: messenger RNA, 1709 nt
Organism: Peromyscus eremicus (cactus mouse)
Lineage: Eukaryota; Metazoa; Chordata; Mammalia; Rodentia; Cricetidae
Gene: Rho
Product: rhodopsin
Exons: 5
Coding region: 1-1047 (348 amino acids)
Biological process (GO): visual perception; G protein-coupled receptor signaling pathway; phototransduction
Cellular component (GO): membrane; photoreceptor outer segment
Molecular function (GO): G protein-coupled receptor activity
Source: RefSeq, a predicted model, not a curated record
AUGAACGGCACGGAGGGCCCUGAUUUCUAUGUGCCCUUCUCCAACAUCACAGGCGUGGUGCGCAGCCCCUUUGAACAGCCACAGUACUACCUGGCGGAACCCUGGCAGUUCUCCAUGCUGGCUGCUUACAUGUUCCUGCUCAUCGUGCUGGGCUUCCCCAUCAACUUCCUCACGCUCUACGUCACCGUACAGCACAAGAAGCUACGCACACCGCUCAACUACAUCCUGCUCAACUUGGCCGUGGCUGAUCUUUUCAUGGUCUUCGGAGGAUUCACCACCACGCUCUACACCUCACUGCACGGCUACUUCGUCUUUGGGCCCACAGGAUGUAACAUCGAGGGCUUCUUCGCCACACUGGGUGGUGAAAUCGCCCUGUGGUCCCUGGUGGUCCUGGCUAUUGAGCGGUAUGUAGUGGUCUGCAAGCCCAUGAGCAACUUCCGCUUCGGGGAGAACCAUGCCAUUAUGGGUGUGGCCUUCACCUGGGUCAUGGCGUUGGCCUGUGCUGCUCCCCCACUCGUCGGCUGGUCCAGGUACAUCCCCGAGGGCAUGCAGUGCUCGUGCGGGAUUGACUACUAUACGCUCAAGCCUGAGGUCAACAAUGAGUCCUUCGUCAUCUACAUGUUCGUGGUCCACUUCACCAUCCCUAUGAUCGUCAUCUUCUUCUGCUAUGGGCAGCUGGUUUUCACAGUCAAGGAGGCGGCUGCCCAGCAGCAGGAGUCAGCCACCACGCAGAAGGCAGAAAAAGAAGUCACCCGCAUGGUCAUCCUCAUGGUCAUCUUCUUCCUGAUCUGCUGGCUUCCUUACGCUAGUGUGGCCUUCUACAUCUUCACCCACCAAGGCUCCAACUUCGGCCCCAUCUUCAUGACCCUGCCGGCCUUCUUUGCCAAGAGCUCCUCCAUCUACAACCCGGUGAUUUACAUCAUGAUGAAUAAACAGUUCCGGAACUGCAUGCUCACUACCCUCUGCUGUGGCAAGAAUCCCCUGGGUGAUGAUGAGGCGUCUGCCACUGCCUCCAAGACGGAGACCAGCCAGGUGGCCCCAGCUUAAGCCUGGCCAGAGACUGUGGCUGACUGUAGGAGUCUCCUGUCCCAACCCACCCCAGCCACAGGCCCCACCAGGAGCAGCACCCGUUGGAAUGAGGUCAUGCGGACUCCCUCAGUGUUUUUUUUUUUUCAUUGUUUCUAAUCGAUUUAUAAAAGAAAACUGAGGCUUCCCACUCAACAGGAACAGCCCAAGAAAGGACAUCCAUCCACUAAGACCCCCAACCUGGAGUCCCCAAUUCCCAGGGGCCAGUGGGAUCUGUAACCCUUCCCCCUAGCUUGUCUCUCAAAAACAUGGCAAGUGUCCCAGCUUAGGGCUAAGUGUCUAGGACAGAAUGGAGCACACAGUAGCUGAUUAAUAAAUGGUAGCUGGAUGAAGGGAGGAAUGAGUCACUGAAUGAGUGGAAAUGUGUGUGAGAGGAUUGAUGGAGGGGAACAUGUAUGUCCUCAGGUGCCCAACCUGGCAGAUCCAGUCAUGUUUGGCUGGAAUCUAUAGGCAAUUGUUCUUACACCCCUACCCUGGUUUUCUCCCCCAAUUCCCAUAUGGAAAUCCCAAAUCCCAGGCCCUGAUAGCAUUUGGCUGCUUCAAAGACAGAGAGAUGGAGACGGGGAGAGGGAAGGAAGGAGGGAGAGAGAGAAAGGGAGAGAAUGUGUGUGUGUGUGUGUGUG